CUUUCGGUUGCACCCGUCGUCCGUCCCGGUUGAUGCAGUGAAUAUACACGACAUACAGCAUUUUGACACAUGACAUUUAAACCCCGGCGCUAAAACCAAAACGGCUGGAUGAGUGGGCCAACCUUCACCUCCCCCUCUGCAGAGGUGGCUGAGAUGAACCGCAUCCAUUAUGAGUUGGAGUACACAGAAGGCAUCAGCCAGCGCAUGCGAAUCCCGGAGACCCUCAAGGUGGCUUCAGGGAACCAAACUGGAUCUCUGACACUUCAGGAACCCCUGCCUAUUCACGCAACCCUGAUGCAGGUGCCAGAGAGGAUCAUCGUAGCAGGUGAUGAUGGGGAUGCUCAGUUUUCUCGUCCCCGAGACUUGGACCUGAUUCAGUCCGUUCCUCCUGUGGACCUUCUGAACAUGAAGGCCCCACCGCGUGUCCUCACCCUCACAGAACAGCCACUGGAUUCCCUGGAAACUGAACAAACUUCACAGAGCAAUCCCAGCCAGGCGGCCCACUACCAUGGUCGGUCUCGAAGGGAACGCAGUGCGAGUGAGAACAUACGCCACAGCAGUCAGCUUUCCAGAGUUGAUAUUAGUGUAACCCCUUCCCCUUGUGCCCCCCCAGUCCGGUUGUGUCCCCCCCUCUGUUCUCCUGAGGAUGCAAACAUCAACCUGUUCACAGCUGCGGGGUUCCUGUCUUACAUCCAGUCAACAACACGCCGGGCAUACCAGCAGGUCCUUGAAGUGCUGGACGAAAGCCACCGCAGGACACACUUGGACUUGGCCCUGGAUAUAAACCCUGAUGAGUCUGGCUUGGUGGACGCCUCGUCACUACGACGACAGAUUGUGAAGUUGAACCGGCGUCUGCAGCUCCUGGAGGAAGAAAACAAAGAACGGUCCAAGCGAGAGGUGAUCCUGUAUUCUGCCACAGUGGCAUUCUGGCUUAUCAACACCUGGAUCUGGUUCCGUCGCUAAGAUUGGACAGGAGUCUCCCAAAACACCGGAAGCCAAAGCAAGUCCAUGUUAAAGGUGCAACUAUUAAAAUACAAUAAGAGCCUUUACUUCGCCUAAAAGCAACCACAGGAAACGACAUUGGCAAAUGUCCUCCAUCACAAUCCUGUGAAUCUACAGCAAACUUUAUGUCAAGAUUUCACUUACAAAUUUCAAGAUAAGACUUGGGGCAUAAUCAAAGUUUACAAAACUAAUGUUUGUUACAUCCACCCAAUGUUGCCAAAAUUUACAUGGGCUGUUAUUCAGACAUUCACAUCUGACUGUUUCUGGGGGGUUCAACACCACUAGAACCAGAGGUAAAGCUAAAGUCAGAAUAUUUUACACUCAGAUUCAUCUGUAUGUUUCUCUCCAGUGUAAACUGGCAAACAACUAGCAAGACAAAGCACAGUGACAAUGUUUGCAAAAUGUUAGCGACUGCUUUGAAGUGGUGAGCCGAGGUUUGCUAUUUUGCAGUAACAACAAACGGUACUUACCUCAUUUGGUUAAAACGAGCUACAACCUUGGCUGCUGUGCAACAAACAUAAUGUCAACUCUGAAUAGAGUGCUGCAGAAAUAACAUUUUGUUUGUAGGCCGACCCAGAAGUUAGUGUCCCUAUGUUUCCAUCAACGUAAAGCCUAUGGGAUUUUUCACUGGAUUUUGGAUCAUCGCAGAAAAUAAGAUUUGUGGCAAACAAAGUUUCUGUUCCGAUACUUCUGAUACUCACCUCUUCCCGACGCAAUGUGAUAGAGCGAACAUCAGAUUGUUUCAGAUAAAAGUGCUCCGUGCACCGGUGAACUGGCUAAACGACGAGUCGCUUACUUGAAAAAAAAUGUCAUCCUGGCUAAAGUUUUGCAAAGCUACACACACCCUCAACCUACUUUCAGAGCAACAGCAGGCUGUUUCUUCAGCUCCAUCGGGUCUCAAUAUGCUCUCUAAAUGUUAUUGUCGCUUAUAGUAUAUUUGGACAACUUUUUGGGCUGCAUCUGGCAGAGUGUGCUUGCUUGCUCGUAUGUUGGGAAGAAGUUUUAGGCUUUCUCCACCUCUCAAAUACUGCACUGAUGCACAGUUAUGUUUAGAAGAAACUGAACACGAUACAAAUAAAAUGGAAUAUAUAAACCAGCAUCAAUCAGCAAAAAUUGCCAACCUUUUCUGAUAUAUUACUUUGGAAAAUAUUUCUGAUUGCACCUUUAAGGCUUGAUAGAUCCUUUGCACCCAAACAACAGAUUUUACACUAAUGCUUAACAUUAUUCAUCCCUGUGAGAGUAAAAAAAGAAUAACUAUUGUGACUUUUUAGCAUUAGAGGGUGAAUGAUUUGAGAGGAAACAAGGAUUUACUUAAUUAAUAUGCGAUACAUGUUUUGGGAACAAAGCCCAGAGCUGGAGAUUCAGUUACAGGACCAAGCCUCAGAACUGAUGUGUCUGUUUGACAGUGAGGUUCAUCAGUUUUGUCAAAAACUACCAUUCUUAAAGUGUCAAUGUGAGAUUACUAAAUCUAGAGAUGCCAUAACAUUUACCCUGAAUGCCCUUUGUUUCUGUUUGAGCAUUACCCAAAACAUUUGUAUACACUGCUUGAAUAGAAUAUUGUUGUAAAUGUUGUAGUUUGUACUUAAAGUUGUUUUUUUUUUUUAUCUUUGGCAGACAAAUGCCAAUAGAUUAUGUUAUGAGCUGGAUGAAGUGUCAACAAUAACAAGGGUAGGGUACCAAGGGUAUUAUCUGUGCAGUGAUAAUGUUCUCCCAUGCUGUUUCUACAGUUGAAGCUUGUUUUUCCAGAGAAUUUGACCUCUCAUGUUUUUCCACACAAGACUAAAAGCAUGGACUACGUGGUUUUAUUCUUCAUGCUGUGUGAUAAAAAACUUAGAGCUACUGUCUGUAUGGUCAUGUGUAAUAGAUGGCUAUGUAUAUAAAAUAUUGAUGUCAUUAUUUUUAAAGAAUGAAAUGUAUCUCAUGGAGGUGUAUUUAUUACAUAUAAUACAAAGUAUCAACAAACGUUGCAGUAACAUUUUUUUUUCUGUUAAGCACUGAACUUAUUACUUAAAG
This is a messenger RNA of Plectropomus leopardus (leopard coralgrouper), 3015 nucleotides long. Its product is annotated as mitochondrial fission factor homolog A-like. Gene Ontology annotation, biological process: positive regulation of mitochondrial fission. The record is from RefSeq and is a predicted model, not a curated record. Gene Ontology annotation, cellular component: mitochondrial outer membrane; peroxisome. Lineage: Eukaryota; Metazoa; Chordata; Actinopteri; Perciformes; Serranidae.